UCUCUCUCUCUCUCUCUGUGUAUCAAUCCCUCUCUUUUCUAAACCAUUUAUCUUAGCUUUAAGUGUGUAAUUUUUGCAUGGAUAUCCUAUCACAGGAACAGAUUAGUGUGUUCCAAGAGGCCUUCUUGCUCUUUGACAGGGAUGGAGAUGGUUGCAUCACCAAGGAGGAACUAGACACUGUCAUAAGAAGAAAUUUGGGCCAAGAAGCAACAGAAGAAGAGCUCCAGGAUAUGAUAAGGGAGGUUGAUGGGAAUGGAAAUGGGACCAUAGAGUUUGGAGAGUUCUUGAUCCUAAUGUCCAAGAAAAUGAAGGAGAUUAAUUCUGAUGAGGAAUUGAAAGAAGCUUUCAAGGUUUUCGACAGGGACGAAAAUGGUUUCAUCUCAGCCACUGAGCUGAGGAAUGUGAUGAUCAAUCUUGGGGAGAAGAUGACAGAUGAAGAGGUUGAGGAGAUGAUCAAGGAGGCCGACGAGGACGGCGACGGGCUCGUGAAUUAUCAGGAAUUCGUGCGGAUGAUGACGUUCUAAUCAACCUAUAAUUCAAUGAAUUACACUAAUUGUUGGCAAUAAAAAAUAAUUCCAAGUUUAUUUCUUGUUUUCUUCUUUUUUUCUUUUUCUUUUUUUUGUGAUGUUUAAAAUACUAUACAUGUUAUUGAUCUCUGUUGCACAUGAGCCUAUAUAUGUAUUCUGAGUAGUUUGUGAUCGAUCAGUUAGUUUUCAGCAUAGAAUAACAAUUGAUCAUUGGUUAACAAUGUAUGUUAAUUUUUUCAUUUAAGAGGAAUG
Ananas comosus (pineapple) is the source of this 779-nucleotide messenger RNA. Its product is annotated as calmodulin-1-like. Gene Ontology annotation, molecular function: calcium ion binding; enzyme regulator activity. Lineage: Eukaryota; Viridiplantae; Streptophyta; Magnoliopsida; Poales; Bromeliaceae. The coding region runs from base 78 to 524 and encodes 148 amino acids. The record is from RefSeq and is a predicted model, not a curated record. The transcript has 4 exons.